AUGCACGAGUUACUACUCUUCGCCUCGGUCCCCGUCCACCAGCAUCAUGAGCUCCUUCAGCAGCUCGCUGGCCUCACAGCCAUGCAGCCUCGCCACUCGGUCGAGCGGCGGCUGAUCUUCAAGGCCUACCGCAAGCCUGGGUUGGUCACUUCGCGCGUCGGCGGUAGCCAGGAUCUUCAGCAAUCCGGUGAUCUGCAGCGUGUCAACAAGAUGUUGAACGGUGGCAUGUUCUACACUCAGGUGGUUGGCCCUGUGUCCGAAUCGGAUUUCAGCACACCGGCCCCGACUGAUCCCGAUACCCAGAUGGAGGGUAUGAAUGAUUCUAAGCCAAACGCCCAGACAACAUCCACCUAUGACUAUGAGCAGCAGCCAUGGAAGCUGGAGUUUCGAGAUAUCCCCGAAGCGGGGACUCGAUCCGCGGUCACAUCUCGGGUGAUGGCCAGCGCCUCACUUCCGCGCGGCGACAUCAUACCAUCCAUGAAUGCAUGGGGCUAUAGCUUUGUGACCGAAUAUGUGGUCGAGGGAGACGUGUUCAUUCAAAAUGAUAUCGUCAUCUACUUGCACCGCGUGCUGCACUAUCCUUCCGGUGAGCAAGAGCAUCGGGAACCUCGCCGACAUCUUCCGGUCUUGAAGGAGAUGACGCCGCUUGAGAAGAGCGGCAGUUAUGUCCUGCAGGCAUCCAUCAAUGUCCAAGAUGGGAGUAAUCAGGAGACCAUGAAGAUGGCCUCUCAGCAUUUGUUUGGGCUGCGGGAACAGCUCAAAUCAGCGGUUCGUUUGGAGCAGGCUGACCGCCUUUCUCUUGAUACCAGAGCCAAAUAG
This is a messenger RNA of Penicillium maclennaniae, 819 nucleotides long. Its product is annotated as mediator of RNA polymerase II transcription subunit 18. Gene Ontology annotation, molecular function: transcription coregulator activity. The record is from RefSeq and is a predicted model, not a curated record. Gene Ontology annotation, cellular component: mediator complex; core mediator complex. Lineage: Eukaryota; Fungi; Ascomycota; Eurotiomycetes; Eurotiales; Aspergillaceae. Gene Ontology annotation, biological process: termination of RNA polymerase II transcription; regulation of transcription by RNA polymerase II. The coding region runs from base 1 to 819 and encodes 272 amino acids. The transcript has 2 exons.